AUGAGAGAGAGAGGUAGAGAGAGAGAGAGAAGCGCUGUGCCUAGGGCUCACCUAGGGCAUCCGUCACGGUCAUCGCCUUCACCGGAAGUAAGGCAGAAAAGGGGGGGUGCUUCGAUUGUCAGCGGAGGAUGGACGGAGGUGAGACGGCGACGUCGGAAUGGGUUUAGAGGGGAAGAUGGAGGCAAAGACAGACCACGACAGAGCAGAUAUCACCAUUAUUCACGUUCGAUUUCUCCAUCUGGUAAUCGACGCUUUGACGAUCGAUACUACAGCCCUGAAUUUCGCGUGCGUGAUCGCAGCCAUACUGGGAGAAACCAGUCACGUUACAGCAAGGAGGGACGUUACAUUUCGCGUGAUCGUUCUCAAGAAUACGGCCACUUCGUGCGAUCAGGCAAGGCAAGGUCUCGUUCUGCGUUUAAGCGGCAGCAGCAGGUCCAUGGAGGAGCUCGACGGCGUCAGGAGCUGGAAGAGGAACGGCGGCGCUCGGAUGAUGUUAAUUAUGGUGAAAGAGUUAGGAACAAUCAAGAGAGUUUAAGGGAUGGACACGAUAGCAGGUUGGUUGGCGGUGGAGAUUUGUGUGAUGAUCACAAACUUGUUAAUGGAAACAAGCAUGAUGGGGUUGUCAGUAAGCACGGUGAAGAGAGCAUAUUGGGUUCUGACCUUAAGCGGUACGUUUCCUUUUAUUUUACAAAUUUUCCAGCAUAG
This is a messenger RNA of Trifolium pratense (red clover), 705 nucleotides long. Its product is annotated as serine/arginine-rich splicing factor SR45a-like. The record is from RefSeq and is a predicted model, not a curated record. Lineage: Eukaryota; Viridiplantae; Streptophyta; Magnoliopsida; Fabales; Fabaceae. The coding region runs from base 1 to 705 and encodes 234 amino acids. The transcript has a single exon.